CCUGCUGCGGAAGAUCUCGAUUUGCUGAGACGAGUUCCGGCGUGAUCUACUCCCUCAGUGAUCCCUUAGAUUGGUGGAGAAACUGCUUGCUUGACUGUUAACCGAUUCCGCGAUUGACUUUCAACCUAGAGAGAUGUUAUUUCAGAGGUGAAGGAUCGAUAUGCUGUUUCGUUCAGUUUGAUCUGCAAGCCUAGGGUUUUACCGAAAGUGCUAAGGUUUUUGGGAUGCUCUUAUUUUCAUCAAUAGGGUUCGAAUAGUUAGUUUUAAUUGUGUAUCUGCAUAAACGAUAAUUGAUAUUUACUGUUCUCUGAGACUUUGAGUUGAGUUUACUGUUUUUUGAGAAUUGUGGAUUCUGUUGUUUCACCCAAAUGAAAAGGGGGUUUAUCAGAUACUGAAACUGGAGUCUCUAGGUCAGAGAUUUGUUGGAGGUGAUUCCCGCGGUUUGAUGCUAUGUGAUUUUCCGAGUGGAAUUUGGUAAUCACCUUUUUAAUCCAGUGGGAUUCUGUAUAUAGUUUGGGGUUCGUUCAAUGAUAGUUGCAUGGAUAACAAGUUGAAGUUUCUCACUUCGUUGAUGAGUUGUGAAUUUCAGUUGAUUUACAAUAGCGUAGCCUUUUGUGAUUGCGUUAUAUGCUGCUUGAAAUCUGAUUCCAUUUGAUGCAAAUUGUUUAGUUUACUUGGAUGUUGCUGACUUUGUAGCCAGUACAAAAGAAGGAUAUUGGUUUGGUUCUUGGUUUACGACAAUCAGUAAUAGAAGUUUUAAGAACGGUAUAACUUUUGAAAUUUAUGGUGGAAAUGAGAUGAAGGCCAUGCCGAGAAGUAGGGUCGACGAAGAAGAGGUUGACAGGUUUUCGAAUUAUAUGAAUGUAAGCAAGGACUUGUCGAUUGGAAUUGUGAAGCUUGUAUCAUUUUUGGUUAUAUUUGUGGCCGGCGUUGUUCUUGGGUUGGCGGCAAGUGCACAUGUUUCUAGACACUUUACUUCUUCACAUACUGAGCUAUUCUUUCCGCCACAUAACUUUCCAGUCCCUUCCCAUGAGAAGGAAGGCUGCUUAACCAUAAAUAAUUGCGAGGAGGAAGAUUGUUUGAGCAUAAAAAGUUUUAUCAACCCUAGCCAUUUGACACAUAGUAUGACAGAUGAAGAGCUGUUUUGGAGGGCUUCAAUGAUGCCAAAGAAAGAUGCUUAUCCAUACGACCGAGUGCCUAAGGUUGCCUUCAUGUUUCUGACAAGGGGACCUCUGCCACUUAUGCCAUUAUGGGAAAAAUUUUUCAAUGGCCAUGAAGGGCUCUUUUCAGUUUAUGUUCAUGCACUGCCAGGGUAUGAGCUCAAUGUUUCGAAGACAUCUGCUUUCUAUAGCCGCCAGAUCCCAAGUCAGGAUGUCCAAUGGGGAACAGCAACAUUGACGGAUGGAGAGAGGCGUCUUCUUGCCAAUGCCCUUCUUGACUUCUCAAAUGAGCGGUUUAUUCUACUUUCUGAGAGUUGCAUUCCAAUAUAUGACUUCACCACUGUUUAUGAAUACCUUAUUGGCUCUUCACAUAGCUUUGUUGAUGCUUAUGAUGACCCAACACGCUAUGGACGUGGUCGUUACAGCCGCCAUUUGUUUCCUGACAUUAAGCUCGCUCAAUGGAGGAAAGGAUCCCAGUGGUUUGAAAUGAACCGCUAUCUAGCUGUAAGCAUAAUCUCAGACAGUCAGUAUUAUUCUCUCUUCUGCAAAUAUUGUAAGCCUUCUUGCUACCCUGACGAGCAUUAUCUACCGACUUACAUAAACAUGUUCCAUGGACAAAUGAAUGCAAACCGGAGUGUGACUUGGGUGGACUGGUCGAGAGGGGGCCCUCAUCCUGCUAGCUACGGAAGGUAUGAUAUUACAGAAGGGUUUAUACAAUCUAUAAGGAAUAAUGGAACAACUUGUUUUUAUAAUUCCAAGCAGACAUCUGUUUGUUACCUCUUUGCGAGGAAGUUUGCGCCCAGUGCAUUGAUGCCCUUGCUUAACAUCAGCUCAACAGUAAUGAAAUUUUGAAUUUGGUGUUAA
Messenger RNA from Telopea speciosissima, 2024 nucleotides. RefSeq names its product glycosyltransferase BC10-like. NCBI's taxonomy places the organism in Eukaryota, Viridiplantae, Streptophyta, Magnoliopsida, Proteales, Proteaceae. The transcript is spliced from 2 exons. Bases 798 to 2012 code for a protein of 404 amino acids. The record is from RefSeq and is a predicted model, not a curated record. Gene Ontology annotation, molecular function: glycosyltransferase activity. Gene Ontology annotation, cellular component: membrane.